Porites lobata is the source of this 9714-nucleotide messenger RNA. Lineage: Eukaryota; Metazoa; Cnidaria; Anthozoa; Scleractinia; Poritidae. The record is from the annotation of a GenBank genome assembly.
UGUUCUGAUUGGCUCUGUGAUGUCAAUUGACGUUGCCAUUCUCUGUUUCUGAAUUAAUCAACAAUAGCGAAGAGAAAAUGGCCGUUCCAUAGUGUAACAGGGAAAACGAUGGCAAAACACUCCCGUCACUCUUCUGUUAAAGAUGCACAGAUCGCGGGAUUGUACGAUUUGCAAGAAACUCUAGGAUGUGGGCAUUUUGCUGUGGUUAAAGUGGCUAGGCAUGUUUUUACUGGCGAGCGCGUGGCUGUUAAAGUGAUCGACAAAACCAAACUCGACGAUGUUUCUCUGGCUCACCUAGUCACCGAGGUUCGUUGCAUGAAACUCGUGCAACAUCCAAAUGUGGUUCGACUUUAUCAAGUCAUCGACACACAGACCAAGCUGUAUCUCGUUCAAGAAUUAGGCGAUGGAGGGGACAUGUACGAGUAUAUCAUGAACCACGACCAAGGUCUUUCCGAAGACAAAGCUCGACAUUAUUUUCGGCAAAUUGUACUGGCCAUCGACUAUUGUCAUCAACUGCACAUAGUCCACCGCGAUUUAAAACUGGAAAAUGUAAUUUUCUUCAAAAGUUUGGAUGUGGCCAAGCUUACGGAUUUUGGUUUCUCGAAUAAGUUCUCGCCGGGUCAAAAACUUGAUACUUCUUGCGGUUCUCUAGCCUACUCUGCUCCCGAAGUUUUACUCGGUGACUCGUACGAGGCACCGGCAGUCGGUGAGUAGUACUAUUUUUUAAAGAUAAUAGUCGAUUUAUCAACAGCAAAUCCAGUUACUUGUGCACUUAAUUGUGGACACUUUUCCUGGGUUGAAUCACACAGCUCGUCUUUAGCUAAAGUAUACCUUUGCGUGUUUAAAACAUAUCCUUUACUUUGCGUCUGGAAUUUUCUCGUUCCAUCUCCGGUUUGGUGGAAAUUUCUAUUUCUUAUCAGUAUUAUAUGCUCCUUAUUAUUCCGAGUGAUAAUUUGCAGUUGGUUGGUCGCUGAAAUUUACAACCCUGACAUUUAAAAAGAAGUCAUGCAUUAAAAGGGCUUACAGUACAAUGCGUUCUAGAACGUUUCGUCAAACGAAUGUUAUUUAUUAUUUUAGUCGUUUGGGUUGAAAAAAACUUUAAAAUUUCGACCUAAUUUUUAAUUUUUUGAUAUCCACUGACUCCUCCGUGGGAGGUAUACUUACUCGUGUUUAUAUCUACGCAGUUUGAUUGACUAUAGUUACGUUAUUGGCCAUGUAACAUAUCUGAAUAUAUAUCGUGGGUGAAUGUUAUUCUUUAGACAUCACUGUUGUUUCCGAUGGCUACAUUAACAUUAAAAGAUCAUAGCCUGGUUCACACGCAAAGCUAGAAAAUCUACACCUGCUUUACAAUAGAAACAGACUUUAAUUUUGAACAAUUUUAAGUUGGAUGUUCGCUUGUUAAGAGAAGUGACAAGUUAAGUCAGUAAUAUGUUUCCCCCUUCCUACUGCAAACUAACAGAGGGGGGUCAGCUUUGCCAUGAUUUUUUUGUUGUUGAAAUUACCCAAAUUUUAGGAUGUUACUAAUGUCGAAGCCAUCAUUUUAGCAUGCCAAAAGCCAGUUUUAUAAACUUAAUGCUGUUUGGUGGUAGUCGGUAGUGAGUUAAAUAAUGAUUGUUAAAAUAAUUUAGAGUGAAAAGUUUUCCAUUUGGUAAGUGUUUAAAGACACAUUGCACAACAGGAUAUUUGGAUUUGUGUCUGUUUACACAACAAAGGCAUCUGGGUAUCAACGUUUACUUUACACGAAUCGGCGUAAUUGUUUUUUCUUAGAUUUUCACAAGUCUCUCUGAGGCUCAACAGCUAUGUCCAAGCAAAGAACUCUUCUGAGGACCUUCAGCUGUCUGCUGAAGACAAGUGUCCUGAUCCUUAUAUAGAAAGAUAGUUUUAGAGUAGGUAACAUAACUCAUCUAGAACUCAACAAGCAGAGAUGUUUGUGUUGUGGGUUCUCAACUUCCAUCCUUUAAAAGGCUUUUUUUAAAUCUUUGAAUAUAGAGCAUUCUGUAGACAAUUUAUUAUAUCAAAAACUGCCUAAAGCAGUGUAAGGCAAAGAGACUUUGUUCAAGGGGGUGCCAAGGGGAAGGUCAUCUUUAAAGAAUAUGUGCGGAUGGUCAUUCGUUUUUCUAACAUUGACAACAUUUCUGUGUAAACAAUAAGAUUUUUAUGGAAUGUUAAUACAAAAAGCUGUUUCUAUUUUGAAAACAGGCCCUUGCACAGUACUUAAUUCCAUCAAACAAUUUCACUAGCUGAGGCUUAUCACUUAUGUCUAAGUCCGUUAAUGGAGAAAAGUAGAAAGGAGCAAAUAACUGCUGGGAGUGAAGGUGGUGGGCAUAUAUGUCACAAUGUUAGGUUAAUUUGGGACUGCAUAGUAAAAUAAAAACUAAAUAUGAAACACUUUCUUUCAGAUAUUUGGAGUCUUGGAGUUAUUUUGUUCAUGCUCGUUUGUGGGCGAGCACCUUUUUUUGAGGCUAAUGACAGCGAGACACUCAUCAACAUCAUGGAUGUUCGGUACCAGGUAUCUGACCACGUUUCGCCAGCCUGUCAAAAGUAAGUCCAUCUGAUAGAGUGAAACCUCUUUAAACCUUUAAGGCCCGUAAGGCCCAAUAUCCAUGUGCAAAUUCUCCAGAUGAAUUUCCUUACCUUUCCUUAAAGAAAUAGUUGAGAGAAUUUGAUAGUUGAUCAGAGCACUUUGCCUUUGGUAAAUAUCUCAAUAAUUUUUAUAACCUUUUCUUCUCGAUAUUGUCUUGUUAUGAUUAUUAAUGAGAGAAAAUUGGUCAUCGUUGGGACUUAAAGGGUUAAAAUGGAUCUCCUUACACAUCUUGGCUCUGUCUGUGAAAUACCGUAAAAUUCCGAAAAUAAGCCCCUCCAUGUAUAAGACCCUCCAAAUAUAAGCCCCCCAAACCAGUAACACAAAAAACCGUCCGUUAAAUUGCCCCUCCAAAUAUAAGCCCCCCAGGAGCUUGUACUUGGAAAAUUGCUCUCAAAUACAAAGUAAAACAAAGCAAAGACGAUAAAUUUACUCCCAACUAUGAGGCUAGCCCAAUCGAUUUUGAAAUGCAAAUUUCCUUCCGUAGAUAAGCCCCUCCGAACAUAAACCCUUCCAAAAAUAAGCCCCUCAAAAAUGGUCUUUGAAAAAUAUAAGCCCGGGGGCUUAUUUUUGGAAUUUUACGGUAGUGUUUUAUAACUGUGGUUUGUGUUUUAUUAUCUUAACAGCCUGAUAGAAAAGAUGCUUGUGCGAGAGCCAUAUCUUCGCUCCACACUAAGAGACAUAAUGGAAGACCCUUGGUUUCAGGGGGCCCACCCUCCUGUGCUUCCAACCCCUGUACCCCUAGUUACAGAACUCCCUCUCACACCUGAAGAACAUAACUAUGUUAUAGAAGUAAUGGAGACUGGAAAUAUUUCUGAUCGAGAAACUAUUCAGACGUAAGUACAUAAAUCUUCUAAGCUGAAUUACUUGUGGUGUUAUGAAUUUUGCAGACUGCAGAACACAGACCGUAGACUUCAUACUGCAGAUCAAGCAAUGGUUUUUGACAGAUCUUUUCCACCUUGAUUUUUGGAUUAUUUGAAUACUAAAUUAAUGGGAAUUUUUAUUUUGAGCAGAUUUCUAGAUAUUGAAAUGCAAUGAAUGCCAAAAACAAAUGAUCUCGAGCAAGAGUGGCACAUUGGUGAUAGCACUCGCCUCCCACCACUGUGGCCACGGUUUGAAUCCCGGCUUCAACGCCAUAUGUGGGUUGAGUUUGUUGUUAAUUCUCUCCUUUGCUCCGAGAGGUUUUCCUCCAGGUCCUCAAGUUUUCCUCUCUCCUUAAAAACCAACCAAUCCAAACUCCAAUUUGAUCUGGAUCGCAUGGACACCGUUUCAAGGAGUUCUUAAGAACUCUAACACUGUAAGUGCAGGGGCGUAGCCAGCUUUUCGACUACUUUUAAGCGUAGCCAACUUUCAUUCCCACAUUUCCUGAAAAUUGCACCUAUGACUAGUACGCACUGACCUCACCAACACCAUGAGCUCUUAAGCUUUUUAGCUCACCCCAACAAUGCAUAAUUUAUUACAACCGGUAGAGUGAUCAAACCAAAAAUGUUUAGGCCCGGGGCUAAAGGUUUAUGGGCUGUCAACGCCCCUGAAGUGCUCCGUGGGCAAACAAAUUGCAAAUUACAUUUGGAAUACGGUCAAUCGAACAUGAUGCCUUACUCAAAAAUAUAAUAGGGAUUUUAAGCAGUAACGUUUUUGAGCGACAAACUUCAACCAGAAGGUAACGUUUUUUUCUUUUUAUAUGCGUUGACGCUACCAAAUUUAUAUUGCUAAGUGUCUUUAAUCUUAAAGAGGCGUUUUGCCCAAAAAUUUGUUCAAAAUCACGGCUCAAGAGUGCAAAAAAACCACUUCCGGUUGACGUGCAGCACCCCUCAGAAAUGUCACUGUUUUAAUAAACUCCCUAAUAUCUUAAGCACUCGUGUGCCAAAAUAUUUUAGCAUCUGGCGAAGUGUUUAAUUGUUAGCAGGCAUAGUGAUAAAAUGGUUCAUAAAUUGAUAUUUUUGCGCUUAAUUUACAGGUCGCUCGAGAAGAACACUUAUGAUCAUGUGACUGCCACAUACUACCUUCUGGCAGAGCAACUUCUACGACGUCUGAAAACAGCCAACAACACUUUCAAUUCAGCUAUCACUAGAAGAAGAACUAAUGGUCGACUGUCUCUUCCAGAAAACGUGCGCCGAGAACAAGAUUCAAAACCAAGGUAUGGUGACCAAUGCAGCUUGCAACAACUUGAUUUCAAUGUUUCAAGACAGGUUUGAACGUAGGUGGUAAAUCACGCAACAUCCCUUUUCAACUCCUUUUUAAGCGUUGCAAACUUAGGCUACGUGCAAACGGGCGCAACAACUCCCAACAAUGUUGGGAGUUGUAAGUCAACAAUGUUGCGUCCGUUUGCACGGGGCUAAAAGUUUGACCGGUUUCAAGCUUUGCGCAACAACAUCCAACAACGUGCAACAGGGUGAGCAAACGGGCGCAACAUGUAACAUCCAACAAUGUUGGGAGUUGUUGGUCAACAAUGUUGCGUCCGUUUGCACGGGGCUAAAAGUUUGACCGGUUUCAAACUUUGCGCAACAACAUCUAACAACGUGCAACAGGGUGAGCAAACGGACGCAACAUGUAACAUCCAACAAUGUUGGGAGUUGUUGGUCAACAAUGUUGCGUCCGUUUGCACGCAGCCUUAUUCGGCCUGCUCUUCAGCCAGUGCGGCGUCGGUGCACUAUUUGCAGCCACGUCUGCGUAAUCCGGGUAAUUUUGUUCUUAGCACUUAUAAAAACAUUCCAGUUGAUUUUACACAAGGGACUGUUUAUAUGAUACCAGACUGAAUUUCGUUCCAGAGUGUAUUUCCUACUGCAUUCACUUAAUAACAGCAACUGGAUGACGGUGCGUGACGAAAACGUCACCCAGAAAGAGAAUUCGCGCUAUUUUAAACUUCAUCGCCCUCAUUCCAGCUCUUUAAUUUGUCAGGUGUUGGCGAUAUUUUCAGGAGAUGAGUUCUAAAGCGACUAUUUCCGGCUAAGUUCACAAAAAGAAAAAGAAAGUCGUUGUCUUGUCUACACUUCCUCCAUAAAACGUGAAAUUAGACCUUUUCAGGUCGUAGUCGUGCAGUGACGGCAAAGAAAUGAACAACAAAGCGUGAUGCACGUGCAAAGUUGUUGUUUUGCAAAUCAAAACCUGUUGCUUUUUGCCGUUUUCGUUGCCGUUGCCGUCGCCCUCGUCGUUUCUUAAGCUCCUUUUUAUUUAUCGAACAGCUCAGGCUGAGGCGUUCUCGCUCCACUCGGAUGCUUUUCGCGCCAGAUCAGGUUCGCAUGCAUCACUCGUCUCGCAGGGGCGGAUCUAGGGGGAGGGUGUAGGGGGUGCGCCCGAGAUGACCUGCGGUUUUCUAGGGUAUUCUGCAAAAAAAAAAAUGUGGUUUAUUGGUGUUGAAUAGCGCAAGAACGAAGUCCUGGAUCCGCCCCUGUCUCGGACUACAGGAUUUCCGGUUUUCAAUGAUACAAGAAUUAAUGAAGCUUCAUACCAGAACGAGAAUUUCAUUCGGAAUGAAAAACCGGAAUGAACUCGUUCCCGAACGACUUGUACGGGAACGAAAUGUCGUUUUGGUAUCAUGUGAACAAAUGUAGAUAAAUAAAAGUAAUUCCGUUAUCAUGUGAAUAGCCCUUAAGAGUGUUGGGUAGUGAGCGUAGUGUCCUGAAUCAUAAAUCCUCUUUACAAAGUUCAAAAUAUCCUUUGCCCAUUCCAUUUCUCUUCAAAGGGUGCCCAGUAGGUUUCUCGGGAUCCGGGAUUUGGCUUCUUUGAAGGCCGGGAUUUAUGAGGGUGAGAUUCGGGAAGCCGAAAAUUACCAUCGUUAAUACGUAAUGUUCCCAAUUGGGUUGUUCAGAAUUAAUUUUCAAGGCUUUACAAGGAUUCAUUAGGCUUAACAAUGUUGAUUCGCUAGAAGAUACUGAAGAAAUAGAUCUUGUCUAGUCAGAUAUCCCUUCGACCAUUUAACUGGAAUUUUUUUUUGUCACAGCAUUUCUGUCGUGAAACUAGACGAGGACAUAGAAAACGAAUCUGAAACGCAUUCUGACACCGAGUCCUGCUCAAGCUCUUCACGCACUCGCCGCAACUCUUCAGGAAGACUGGCGCCAAGGGAAGGAACAAUACUGAAUGAAACUAUCAAGGCACAUGCAGUCGAGGCUGACGAAGUGUUGCAUAGCUCAAUGGAGGAAGAUGAUUUGGUACCCGGAAGUCUUCCAAGAACUCAUGGCAAGUUUUCGUCGACGAGUUCACUUCCGGAUCAUAAGCCGUCAACUUCAACGAACUUGCAAUUUUCAACUGAAAUCAUGCAUACUCCUAGUCCCUCAUCUUUGGCGCGACAACACCAAAAUAGGAUUGCUCGCCAGGGUAGAUUGGGUAAAGCUAAAAGCACACCUCUAGCGCUGAAUCAAAUUCACGAGGAACGCGAGUCGGAUUUGGAUGACAGUCCGGCAAAUUCGCCCCGCGUUGAACGGACUAGAAAGCACCUCGGGGGAGGGGUGAUGAAAGCAAAGAGAACGACGCGCCGCCUGUCUCCGGUACCCUCGGGAGGCAGCCGACGCUCUUCAAGUUGUAGUAGUUCGGAUGAAGAUGAAAUAGAAAAGCACAUGCGUCGUCUCAAAACCACUUCCGGUUGUAAACUGAAAUCCAGGCGCUCGAAUACUGAUGAUGGUGGCUUCGACGGUGACAGCGGAGGGGGUACUGGGAUGGGAGGAGGGGGUAGUCUGGGAACAAGGCGUUUAAUUUCCUCCGACAAGCGCUCAAAUGGGGAGUCGUCAUCCUCGAACAAAAGCCCACCACCUAAAAAAGAGAAUAGUGGUAAUGAUGAGUGUUUAAAUUUAAAUUUGAAUGGAUUUGCUCCUUUGUGUGAAGAUUUGGAUGUUAUUGUUGAGAGCAACAAAGAAAACUUGGACCACAAUAACUUGAGUAGUGAUGUGGACGAAACAGAAAACAGGACAAAAUUUGAAGUUUGUAACGGCAAAAGGAGCCCUUUAAUCGAAGAAAAUGACCUGUUUAGUCACAAAGGCGACGGAGAAAAUGAGCGAAACACGAGCUUUAUUCGAGAGAAAAGGACUAAUAGCGCGUCGAAGUACAUUCGGACAAACGAGUGUGAUGCUGAAAUUGAAAAACGGACGUUAAACUGGAAUAACACAGGCGUUCAACAAAUAAACAAAAAUAAGCGAAACUCUUCGGCAGAGGAUGGCGUCAACUUGGAGCUGACCGACAUGAGUCUGCAGUCCAAGGAUAAUUUGAACCGAGUGGAGGAUACCAAGAAAAACAUGCGCCUACUUCGGAAUCCCACAAUGCAUACGGUGAAGAGUAAUUGUUGUCAAAUAUUUUGAAUGUACAAUCUUUUAAAUUCAUUUUAGUUUUAUGUAUGAUAGCUUUUUUAAUCGUUUUACUUUGAGUUUUUUAUGAAGACCGCUCAGAUUCGCGAACAUGUCAUUGUAAAUUGUACCUUUCAUAUUAUUUUGCCUUUUUCUCCUGGGGAGGUUUUUUUUGAACGUUAAUCCAUGAAUUCCGUCCUUUUUUGGCGGAGGUGCAUAUCGGGGGAACAAGUCUACUCGUAAGUUUGUAAGUUAGGGAAAUACAUUUCUUGAGAGGGCCAAGUUAUUCCGUAUCAAACUGGAUGAUUUGUUUUCUUUACCAAGAAAACUCUUAUUACUGUGAAACCACUAUUGCUUUCUUCAACUUAGAACACUUGAAAGUGAAAUUAAACUAGAGAGGUGCGUACAAUCAGACUGAUCGAUACAGAGUUAAACGAUGCCACUCAGUCAAGCUAACUGAUCUUAAAGUAUAGACAUUUGUUUGACCAUGAACAAGGAGAUUAAUUCUUUUAGCCCUAGAGUCUCUUGACUCGUCUUGCGUAGGGAAAUAAAUUAUAUACUCUAAUGUUUACACUUGCGUUGAAAACAACGAGGUGUUGCCGAAAUUCUGGCGUAUUAAUAGAAAAAAAUAUAUAUUACAGUACUACCCCGCGAGUAAGAACCUGCAUUUUCCAAAGUUGUUGAAAUGGCAAUUAGCGCAAAUAUAGGCUCUAGGUUCUUAAAUAGCUUUUUGGUUUUUGAAGGGAUAAUUACAUUGCCAAGUCAGUACGGGUAGUAAAAUGCCAUUCAGCCUAUUACUUCCAAAAGAAAGUAAGUAUUAAGUAAGCUUGUCCCAAUAACAAAGUUUUUAACUCAUUACUGUCUUUGUCGAUCUUGUAGCGGACUUUUGGUUGGUGAGAUAACGCCAACCGUCAUUUUAAUGGGUUGUGGGGUGUGAUUUGGUGUGAUACUUGUCUUAUUUCCCAGUAAUAGAGAGGAGAAGUCGUUACGUCGUGUUGUCAUGGUGGCAAAAUUUCUGGAUGACAACAAACUGAAAACGUCACUUAACAAGUGAAUUCGUACUGUUUGAAACCUCAUCUAUUCAAUUUCAUUUAAUUUGUCAAAUGUUGGCGAAAUUUUCUGGAGUUGAAUCCGAUAGGACCGUCUUUAAGGUUGUGCUCUGUUCUCAACCUACGCUUGAAAUUAGGAAGUUUCACUUCGUAGUCGUACAACGACGGCCAAGAAAUGUACAAAAAAGCGCGUCGCACGUGCAAAGUUGUUGUUUUGCUUGCAUAAACAUAUUGCUUUUUCGCCAGUGGUCGUUGCCGUUACCGUCAUCGUUGUGCUUGCUACCAUGGUAACGUGACGUCACACUUCUCCUGUCCAUUACAAAGCGCCCACGGGCUUUUAUGAUUACGUCACGCUUUCAAUGCAACCGUUGUCCAAACCAAAUGAAGGUUCUGAGGAAAGUAAAUGCUCCAAGAAAACGUUGUCUUUUACUGGCAAUCAUGUCCAAUGAAUUUCAACUGCUUCUGUAACAAGAUGUAGGCAGACGACCUUUUUUCCUCGAAGAGAGUCGAAGAAAAAGUUUUGAGAAUGAUGUAUAAGUUGUUAGCUAUACAGCGUAUUCAUUACUCUCUACAACAUAUUUUGGAAAUUAUAUAUCAGUGUAAUUAAAACAAGAAAUAGAUAUAUAACGAACAGUUAAUUGAUAUCAUAUUCUUUUACAUCUUAAUUCUUAUAAAGAAAGAUUGAUACAACGUGUAAUAUUUUUAAUUUAUUGGCCAGUCUUGACAAUGAUUGGCGUCGAUUGUAUACUACGAAUGUAAAUGAGGCAUGCGAGUGAUCGCCCACCAUGAACCGUUUGAGGAUUUAAUAAAA